This is a messenger RNA of Suillus subalutaceus, 843 nucleotides long. RefSeq lists its product as uncharacterized. Bases 1 to 843 code for a protein of 280 amino acids. Lineage: Eukaryota; Fungi; Basidiomycota; Agaricomycetes; Boletales; Suillaceae. The record is from RefSeq and is a predicted model, not a curated record. The transcript has 6 exons.
AUGAAACCUGAGUUGUUGAGGUCCCGGAAGAAGGUCUACAGAAAAUGGCUGCAGAACCAUGGGGGAAAAAGGAAGGGCAAACCCCCCAUCAAUCUAGGCCAGAAAUGGACGUACUGGUCUGUUGUCGAGUCUCUGAGGAAGAGGGAACUCUUGAAGACGAUCAAGUAUCUGAUGGAGAUGGUGAAUUCUCUUACCGAGAAGGAGGUUGAGGAGGCUACCGAGAUGGCUGCAGAGUGGAACAAGCAGGGUGUUCCUCUGGAGCUUCAGACAGACAUUGCAAGACGAAAGGGCGAGGACAUUCUCUGGUACGUAGCCAAGGAAAUGUUCAAGAAGGCCAGAAUGCGGCUGUUCAUGAUGUCGGCCUGGAAGAACGAACAGGGAAAACUCAUGGUGUCAAGCCAUGACUACAAUGAAGAGUUCGGCAAUGGGGAAAGCUUCAUCAAGACGUGUGAUUGGAAGGUUAUACUGCCGGAAUGGGAGGGCUAUGUUGCAAAACAGUUUGAUGGUGACAUCGAAGAGGAGACAUUGCCCCCUGUGAGGAGCGUGAGCUGGUUGGAAUAUGAUAAACUGGAGGAUGGUAAACAACAGAAGAAAUCGGGAGGAAAAGGCAAGACCGGGAAAAGGCCUGGGCAAAAGUCCACUGCAACGGUGGAUGAUAGUUCACACAGCUCUGAAGAGGACGACAUCCUGACCCACAGGCAAAAGCUUUCGAAGAAAACAGCAAAGAAACCUCACAAGUCAAGGUCCUGGGUGUACUCAGAGGAAUCGUCAGAUGGGUUCAGCACACCUGAUGCAUCUGACAAAUCUUCGGAUGAUGAAAUGCCCCGCCACAGGGAAGGGUAA